This is a messenger RNA of Sugiyamaella lignohabitans, 660 nucleotides long. It is a transcript of the gene HYM1, whose product is annotated as Hym1p. Gene Ontology annotation, molecular function: protein serine/threonine kinase activator activity. The transcript has a single exon. Gene Ontology annotation, biological process: intracellular signal transduction. NCBI's taxonomy places the organism in Eukaryota, Fungi, Ascomycota, Dipodascomycetes, Dipodascales, Trichomonascaceae. The record is from RefSeq and is a predicted model, not a curated record. The coding region runs from base 1 to 660 and encodes 219 amino acids.
AUGGCCCAUAUAAUUAACCAUCGCGCAAAUUAUACGUUCAUGACAGAAUAUGUGGAUAGCUCGGAGAAUUUGAAGCUCGCAAUGGUAUUGCUUCGUGAUAAGAGUAAAAACAUUCAGUACGAAGCCUUCAAUAUUUUUAAGGUUUUCGUUGCCAAUCCUAAGAAGUCAAAGCCUGUUGCAGACAUUUUGAUUAAAAACAAAGCCAAGUUAUUGAAUUACCUUAACAGCUUUCAGACGGAUAGAAAUGAAGAUGACACCUUUCAGGAUGAGAAGGCCUUCAUUAUCACAAAAAUAUCAAACCUACCUAGCCAAGUCACACCGUCAGCAUCUGCAUCUGCCGUCGUUUCCCGCAGGACGUCGCCAACACCAGCUGGAAGUUUCUCGAACCCUGAUAGUAAGGGUUCCAGCGUCAAUGAUAGUCGUCAACCAUCGCCAACGGCAGCGGCCCAAUCACAAGAAUUGAAACUGCCAUCGACUCAAUCACAAACGCAUAUGCAAUUGCCGCAUCAACCGCAACAUUUUCAGCCACAACCGCUAUCACAAGCCCCAGCCAGUCUCAACCCACCAGCCCAACAUACCAAACCACCUGUCGUUCCAGGUUAUCCCAGCUCCCAAAAUGAUGGUGGCCCUCUACCAAAUCAUGGUCUUGAGCGCAGGUAG